AUGGGUGAAAAUGGGGAACUACCAGAGGGCAAGCUGGAGAAAGCUCGCCCGCCUCCUUCCUCGCCUCCCCAGCAGUGGCCUCACUGCUCGCGGACUGAUGCUGUGGGACUUUGGUCUUCCCCUGCUCGGCCCAGCCGAGCUGCCUCCAACUUAGGUCUGGAGAAUAAGAAAGCUGCUUCCCACCCCGAGUCGUCAUGGCAACAGCCAGUGAACGUGUUCCUCUCCUCCAGCCGGCCCCCAGGUGUGGAGGAGCUGUACCAGGAAGCCGAGCUUAAUCUCCAGAGCUUGCUACAAGAAGAAUAUGAGGAACAGUACUCUGAGGCCAGGAUUUCUGGGCAGACCUUCCGCACCCCGGCCCCAGAUGAGCCCCCGGAGCCCACCAUCAGCUCACGGCCACAGCCUGCCAAGCGCCUGGAGUUUGUGUUGAUGCCCACGAGCCGAAGAGGGAACGGAGACAAGACCACCACUCAGGGUGUGAGGCCCCCCGAGUCCUCUCUGAGCCUGCCCGCCUCUCCAGACAAGCAAAACACCUGGAACAGACCCUUCCCGUUGCCCAUCCUGGAGGAGAAGAGGUGGCAUCCAUCGUGUUCCACCCAAGGCAGCAUUGUGCCCAUCAAUGUCUCUGGGCAGCAGUUUGACAAACAUGCGAGUCUGCGACAUUCCUUGUUUAACACGGAGACUGCGGUGAACCCCAAGUCCACCCUGAGGCGACGACGGACCAUUAUUGGCUUCCCUCAUCUUUCGCUGCGAGACCAAGGUCGGAGCAACGGGCAAAUACACUCUGCCUCCAAAGAGUCCGCCUCCUGGAACGCAGCUCCAGACGUGGCCAACGGAAGGGGGCUGCCCGGCCACGAAGCAUGUUCCCCAAAGCUGAUUGCUCCAGCACCGAGAAAGACACCCAGUGACCCAGGAGAGUCUUGCCCAGCGAAGAGCGGCCCGGCUUCAGCCAGCAUGGAGGGCGUGGGGAUGGUGUAUAGUGUCCCCUCUUCCUGCAAUGGACCAAAGGAUUCCACAUUCUCUCCUCCUCCGUGGAAAGGGAGCUACUUUAAUUACAUGAGCCCGACCAGUCCCGCUCCCGGCGAGGGCAGCCAGGUCAAAGAAAAUGGGAAAUCUCGUCCUCCGGGCAGUUCUCAGGGCUCUCUCGACGUCCUCAGCCCUGGCAACUUGGAAGGGUUUGCCGGCUCAGUUUUGGCUGCUCAGGGUGAGCAGGCGGGGAGCGGUGGAUCGGCUUGCUGCCCCGAGUCCCUGACUCCAAGAAGCCAAGAGCCAGAGAAAGACUGCAGAGGGGCUCCCUUGCCCGGCCCCCAAGGGGGGGAAGGGGAGCCCUCAAGGCUAGAGUCAGACCUAAGUGCCUGUAGAUUCCGGGAGAGGUCACUGUCUGUGCCUACAGACUCGGGCUCUGUGUGCUCAGCGGACGGGGGCUGUGGAGAGGACCAGCAGGGCAGUGAAACUGGCACUCUCGCCUACCCCAGCGCCAGUUCAGAGGGCAGAGCCAGUACCGACAACGUCUCGUCCCUUGGAGCCGAGCCCAGACCGAGGAGGACCAAGAGUAUCUCCCUCAAGAAGGCCAAAAAGAAGCCUUUGCCACCGAUGCGCAGCGUCUCCCUGGUCAAAGACGAAGCCGUCCUCCAGCCGGAGGGUGGUCCCGGCCUGCCCAAGGACCAGAGGCCUAGAAGCCUCUGCCUUCCCCUUGAACACCAGGGCCAUCAGUUUCCCCCGACAGAUGCUCAGGGCCACCCAGCUGUGCCUCCUCUAAGGGAAACGGAAGGCACACACUUCUCCCACCACUGGUAUCUCACUGACUGGAAGUCUGGCGACCCCUACCGGUCUCUGUCCAGCUCGAGCACUGCCACUGGGACCACAGUGAUUGAGUGUGUGCAGGUGAGGGGGAGCUCCGAGUCUCUGGCCUCCCCCUCCACCUCUAGGGCCACCACACCUUCCCAGCUUUCCACUGAGGCAGAAGCCCGGGAGGUGUCAUCGCCAGGGAGGCCAACAGGACUGAUGUCACCUUCCAGUGGCUACUCAAGUCAGUCGGAGACGCCAACACCCACCGUCCCCACCACGUCGACGAUGCUGGGUCACUUACCGCACCCAAGCAGCGGUGGCCGGGUGCGGCCGGUGGUCCCAGAGAGGAAGUCGUCCUUGCCGCCAGUGUCGCCGAUGGAGAAGAGCCCCAAGUCACAGCUGUCAUUUGACCUACCACUGACCCCUCCAGCCCACCCGGACACGGCAGGGAUGAAGAUCUCCCUCCGGGGCAAGGCCAAGGUGAGCCGGCAUCACUCAGACUCGACCUUUGGAGCAAAGUUGGCCCAGAAGACCAGCCCCAACCAGCCGAUCAUGCCUGUGGUCACCCAGUCCGACCUACGCUCCGUCCGACUGCGAUCGAUCAGCAAAUCGGAGCCGGAAGACGACGUCGAUAGCCCGGACCCAGCUGAGGAGCCUGGGCCGGAAGUCUUUACCCUGCCGGAGAGAAAGGUAAAACCUCCGGUGGCCGAAAAGCCUCCCGUGGCCAAAAGGCCCCAGAACCUGGUUCCCAAGGAGCCUCUGCCAGCUUCCCCUGCCCUGCUCCUGCCUACCGAGAAUCCGGCCAGCCAGGCCAGGCCCUCCCCUCAGGAUAUCUAUAUGGUUGUGCGCAAGCCAAAGGCUCUGAGAAGCCCCACCAGCCAGAGCCCACUGGCAGCACUGGCACCUUCCCUGAACUCCUCCUUGGAGGGCUUCUCCCUCGGGACCCUGGAAGAGGAACGCCCAAGGAUGAGGUCCGUGCCAGAGAGGGCCAGUGUCCAGAGUGCGGCUGAGGUGGAGAAAAGGAGGAGCAAGGUUCCCCCUCCGGUGCCCAAGAAGCCCAGUGUGCUACACCUGCCCGCCGCCUUGCCCUUACCACAGCCGGGGGCCAGUAUGGGAGAGUCAAAGCUGGCUCCCAGUCCCAUCAUCACCCUGGAUGAAGAGGUCGGCGCCCAACUGAGCCCCGAUGACCUCCACUCCCCAAACACCAAGGAGGAGCUCUUUAAACCACCAGCCGACAGCGCGACAGAGGCGGGCCUUGCAGGAAGUUUUGCAAGUGACAAGACAGCAGACUCCAUAGCAGAAGAUGAUGACGAUGUAUUUGUGACAGCUCGUACGACCGAAGACUUAUUUACAGUCAUCCACAGGUCCAAAAGGAAGCUGCUUGGCUGGAAGGAGCCCGGUGAGGCCUUUGCCAGUGGCAGAUUGAGUUCCCAUCCAACAGCCAAGAACCCAGCUGGCUCACCAACCAGUGAGGCUGCUACCACAGGUGGCGGCGGUGGCAGCAGCAGCGGUGGCAGCAGCGGCGGCGGCAGCGGCAUUAGAACCACCAGCAGAAAUGAAGACUUCAAGGCUCUACUCCAAAAGAAAGGGAGUAAGAGCAGCACUGGCUCCCGGCCGUCAGCGGCAGAGCUGCUCAAGACCACCAACCCCCUGGCUCGCAGAGUUGCCACAGAGUUUGCUGGGGACCAAGACAGCCCCAACGUGCCUGGUACCUAA
Molecule: messenger RNA, 3501 nt
Organism: Gracilinanus agilis (Agile Gracile Mouse Opossum)
Lineage: Eukaryota; Metazoa; Chordata; Mammalia; Didelphimorphia; Didelphidae
Gene: NHSL2
Product: NHS like 2
Exons: 8
Coding region: 1-3501 (1166 amino acids)
Biological process (GO): cell differentiation
Source: RefSeq, a predicted model, not a curated record